This is a messenger RNA of Monopterus albus (swamp eel), 7298 nucleotides long. RefSeq names its product collagen alpha-1(XI) chain-like. The transcript has 66 exons. Lineage: Eukaryota; Metazoa; Chordata; Actinopteri; Synbranchiformes; Synbranchidae. Gene Ontology annotation, biological process: extracellular matrix organization. The record is from RefSeq and is a predicted model, not a curated record. Gene Ontology annotation, molecular function: extracellular matrix structural constituent conferring tensile strength. Bases 237 to 5456 code for a protein of 1739 amino acids.
UCUCGCGAAAAACCGUAAACACUGGAGGACAUGGACUGCUGAAUAUAACCUAUCAUCGGUUAAACCAGCUUUUGAGCGCGCAUUCUUGAUUGUCAGGUGGCGGGGUGCGCGUAAAGACGCACAGGCGUGACUUCGCGUGUGCAGAGCCGAAGAGCCUUUGUCUGCAGGUGUCCCACAGAGCCCAGGGGAGCCACGGGGGAGUUACUGGCCGCGGCAUCGAUAGCUUCAAAUGCAAUAUGAUGGAUCGAUGGAGCGCAGUGCGCGAGACGUGGCUGCUGUUAGUGCUUGUUGCAGCGUUUUACACCUCAAGGGCAGCCAAUCCCAUUGAUGUCCUGAAGGUCCUGGAGCUGUCAGAGGACAUGGAAGGUGUGUCGCUGGAGGCAGGUUUGUGCACCAGCAGAGAAGGCAGAGAGGAGACGGACCUCUCAUUUAAAAUCAACAAGAAGAUACAACUGAGUGUGCCUACUAGGCAACUCUUCCCUGAUUCGUCAUUCCCAGUGAAUUUCUCAGUGAUGACAACAGUCAGAGCUGUAAAAAGCUCACAGGUCUUUCUUCUCUCCCUGUAUGAUUCGCAGGGCACACAGCAGCUGGGUAUAGAGAUCGCUCGUUCUCCUGUCUUCCUGUAUGAGGACCAUGAGGGUCAACCACCUCCAGAACUUUACCCCACCUUUAGAAAGAUCAACCUGGCUGAUGGCAAGUGGCACAGGGUAGCAUACAGGGUGGAGGGCCAGUCAGUGACUCUUUACCUGGACUGUGACGAGGUGGACACCCUGGACCUGCUCAGAGGUCAUGACCCCCACAUUAGCACUGAGGGUGUUACUGUGUUUGGAACUCGCCUGCUGGAUGAAGGCGUGUUUGAGGGAGACAUCCAGCAGCUGCUGAUCAUCAGUGACCCUGGGGCUGCAGAGACAUACUGUCAGGACUACAUCCCAGACUGUGAUGCACCUUUGCCCUACGACAGCAUAUUACCAGUGGAUGAGGAGGUGGAGAGAGUGCCUAAGAAACAUGUGGUCGAAGAGUUUGAGGAGUUUGACUAUAGCGACCCCUAUGACGACACCUCUGUUUCUAUGGUGACCGCAGGUCCUAAUGUCACUGAGUAUGAGAUAGUAGAGUACGAAUACUAUGACAACACUACAGAUUACAACAACGAGUAUGAAUAUGAGGAAGAAUACGAUGAACGCUAUGGGCCAGCAGAGAGAGAACGGGAAUACACCAUCGCUGCACAGGACAUACCAGAGAAAGGACAGAAAGGUGAACCAGGCUAUUUAGGAGCGGGAACCCUGAUCACAGGACCACAUGGGCCUCCAGGACCCGAGGGACAACAGGGACCUCCUGGACUCACAGGUCCAGUAGGACCUCGAGGAGACCCCGGGGAGCUGGGCCCUCCAGGGCGACCAGGUCUUAAUGGAGCUGAUGGGAUCCAAGGACCCCCAGGAAACAUCAUGCUCAUACCGUUUCAGUCAGGUGGUGAUCCAAGGACAGGCACUGGGGUCUCAGCACAGGAGGCGCAGGCUCAGGCCAUCCUGCAGCAGACCAAGCUGGCUAUGAAAGGACCUCCAGGGCCACUUGGCCUUAGGGGAAGACCUGGACCACUGGGUGCACCAGGUCCUUCUGGGCUGAAGGGGUCGACUGGAGAUACGGGGCCACCGGGUCCUCCAGGACUUACAGGUAUUCCAGGUCAGAAUGGACGACAUGGGAAAAGGGGUCGAGCGGGUGCAGAUGGUGUCCGUGGUGCAAUAGGAGAGCCUGGAGCAAAGGGGGAUCGAGGGUUUGAUGGCUUGCCUGGGCUCCCUGGACACAAAGGGCAUAAAGGGGACAGGGGAAAGCCAGGCCCUGUAGGUCCUCCAGGAGAACCAGGAGAAAAGGGCUCAGAGGGCCCACCUGGGCCAAGAGGACAACCAGGUGAUGCUGGUCUGAGAGGCCUGACUGGCUCCAGAGGUCGUUCUGGUCCCCUAGGCCAGUCUGGAAUUCGAGGAAUUGAUGGGGCUCAAGGUUCAAAGGGAAACAUAGGACCACCAGGAGAAAUUGGAGCACCUGGACAGCAAGGCAACCCUGGAAUACUGGGUUUCCCUGGUCCUCAGGGGUUAGUGGGGCUGCCAGGAGAGAAGGGGCCUCAAGGGAAGAAAGGGAUGCAGGGCUUACCUGGGAAUGAUGGGCCCCCAGGUCAUUCUGGAAGGGAAGGUACGCCAGGUGAAAAGGGAGUGCCAGGUCCUCCUGGAGUGCAGGGUCCUGUUGGAUACCCUGGACAACGAGGAGUUAAGGGAGCAGACGGCAUCAGAGGAUUAAAGGGAAGCAAAGGCGAGAAGGGGGAGGAUGGUUUCCCUGGGUCCAAGGGGGAGAUGGGAGCAAAGGGGGAUGUUGGAGACAAUGGUCCUCCAGGCGGCAGAGGAGAAGAUGGGCCUGAGGGGCCAAAAGGUCAAUUGGGUCCUCUAGGAGAAACUGGCCCUUCUGGUUCACCUGGAGAGAAGGGGAAACUGGGAGUUCCUGGGUUGCCAGGAUAUCCGGGGCGACAAGGGUCGAAGGGUUCUGAAGGUUUUCCUGGUGCAGUGGGAGCUACAGGAGAGAAAGGGAAAAAAGGUCCUGCAGGACAGCCAGGCGCCGCAGGCCAGAGGGGUCCAAAUGGUGCCCGCGGUGCCAGGGGGGCUAGAGGCCCGACAGGGAAAUCAGGAGAAAAGGGUGCAUCAGGUCAUGAUGGGCCCCCGGGCUCUCCUGGGGAAAGGGGACCUCAGGGCCUUCAAGGAAGAAACGGAGAGCCGGGACCUAAAGGAUCAAGUGGUCUAGCUGGGAAGGAUGGACUUCCAGGUCACCCAGGUCAAAGAGGAGAGCCGGGAUUCCAAGGGAAGACGGGACCCACUGGACCCUCGGGUGUUGUGGGGCCACAGGGAAAAUCAGGAGAGUCUGGCCCAACAGGCGACCGAGGUCACCCAGGGGUACCAGGGGUACCCGGAGAGCAUGGUUUACCUGGGGUUGCUGGGAAGGAAGGUGGAAAGGGUGAUCCAGGUUUACCUGGGACAUCUGGGAAGAAUGGUCCUCCAGGACUGAAAGGAUUCAGGGGCAGCAGAGGAGCCCCUGGAGCCAUGGGACCUCCAGGCCUGAAAGGAGGGUCAGGACCUACUGGAUCCUCAGGACCCAUAGGGCCGACAGGAGAAAGGGGCCCUCCAGGUGCAGCUGGUGCCAUCGGACAGCCCGGUCGGAGCGGACCGAUUGGAGGACCUGGACCAAUGGGAGAGAAGGGCGAGCCUGGAGACAAGGGUCCUGUUGGACCAGCAGGUCAGGAUGGAGACCAGGGACCUGUAGGGAUGCUUGGAGCUACAGGCCCUGCAGGACCCUCGGGAGAUGACGGGGAUAAGGGAGAGCAGGGACAACCUGGACAGAAAGGCAGCAAAGGAGACAAAGGGGAAGCAGGCCCUCCAGGCCCCACUGGCAUUCAAGGGCCCGUCGGUCAGCCAGGGCUCCCGGGUCUGGAUGGACAGCCAGGUCCCCGCGGCCAGCAGGGCAUGUACGGUCCAAAAGGAGAUGAGGGAUUCCGUGGUUUCAAGGGCUCCACAGGGCCAGUGGGAUUACAGGGUAUGCCUGGCCUGCCCGGAGAAAAGGGUGAGAGCGGCCAUGUGGGACUAAUGGGCCCACCUGGGCAACAAGGUCCCGCUGGUGCUCAGGGGCCUAUUGGGGGACAGGGUCCGACAGGUCGAACAGGGAUGGUAGGACAGCCAGGUAUUGUUGGAGAGAAGGGGGAGGAUGGUGAAGCAGGUGACCCUGGACCAGUUGGUGUUUCAGGAAAGCCAGGGGGAAAAGGAGAUCAGGGGGAGAAGGGAGACACAGGCUCUUCAGGCGCAGCUGGUCCUUCGGGAGCCAGGGGCCCACCAGGGGAGGACGGACCCAAGGGCAAUGCUGGUCCUAUAGGUCUCACUGGGGACAUCGGGCAGCAGGGAGAGUCUGGACCCAAUGGUUUGGAUGGUCUGCCCGGAUCUAAAGGAGACACAGGAGAGCCUGGAAAAUCUGGCCCACCAGGAGCACCAGGAGAACCUGGACCACCUGGACCUCCUGGACGAAGGGGCCACUUGGGUAAACCAGGAAAGGAAGGAAAGUCAGGUCUGAAAGGAUCAAAGGGUACUCCCGGGUUAGAAGGUCUCGUUGGGAAAAAGGGGCCUGUGGGUGGUCAGGGGCACCCUGGGAAGCCAGGCCCUCAAGGUUUAAGAGGAAUCCCUGGCCCUGCAGGUGAGCAAGGUUUAAAUGGACCACCGGGCCAGACAGGACCACCAGGUCCCAUGGGUCCUCCAGGAUUACCAGGGCUGAAAGGAGACCCUGGCAGGAAGGGAGACAAGGGUCACGGUGGUCUAAUAGGCUUGAUAGGGCCACCAGGAGACAUUGGAGAGAAGGGCGACAGAGGACUGCCAGGAAACCAGGGGCUACCUGGUCCAAAAGGAGAUGAGGGUCCAGUCGGCCCCGCAGGUCUACCCGGUCCCCCUGGCCUCACGGGUUUGUCUGGUGCUAUUGGUCUAAAGGGCUCUAAAGGAAGCCAGGGUCCGAUUGGCCCCAGAGGAGACACUGGGCCAGCAGGGCCUCCAGGACCACCAGGAAUACCAGCGGCUGUGAUAGCCCCGCUGCCAGAGCGAGGAAGGAGAAGAAGAACACACAACUUGGUGGAUGGUGCUGGCCAUGAAGAGGAGAAGGAGGAUGCAGUAGAUGGAGGAGAGGAAGAAUGGAUGCAAGGAGACCAGGCGGAGCAGAACAGCUGGGCGAAGGAGAAAAAAGGCCGAGGCAUGGAGGAAGUGUUUGCAUCUCUGUCCUCUAUGAAACUGGAAGUUGAGGGUCUGCGCAACCCUCAAGGGACAUACCACAGCCCCGCCCGCACCUGCAAGGAGCUCUGGCUCCUCCACCCAGAGCUCCCCAAUGGUGAGUACUGGAUAGAUCCCAACCAGGGCUGCUAUAGAGACUCCUUCAAGGUGUUUUGUAACUUCACAGCACAGGGAGAGACAUGUCUGUAUCCUGACAAGAAGUUGCAGUCGGUAAAGUUAGCAGCCUGGAAAGGGGAAAAGCCCAGCACCUGGUACAGUAAAUUCAGGAAAGGAAAACAGUUUACCUACUUCGGGUCAGAUGGCGUUCCACUCCACAUUGUCCAGUUGACCUUCCUGAAGCUGCUCAGUGCGACAGCCAAACAGACCUUCACCUACCACUGCCUCAACUCUGCCGCCUGGCUGCACUCCGCCUCCCACAGCCAUGAAUACGCACUGCGCUUCAGAGGCAGCAACGGGGACGAGCUGACGCAUGAAAACACACACUACAUCAUUGCACUGUAUGACGGGUGUCAGACACGCUCAGGGCAGGAGAGGACGGUGUUGGAAUUUGAUGCUCCUCUGUCCAACACACUCCCCAUCAUUGAUGUGGCUGUGUCCGAUUUUGGAAACGGAAACCAGAAAUUUGGUUUUCAAGUUGGCCCAAUCUGCUUCAAUGGUUAACUGAACCGGGGGAGCUUACAGUGGGGGUAAUUGUGUAGGAAAAGGAGCCAUGGACGCUUUUUACAUGCAGGGAGUAAACUACAUUCAAGACUUACCUGGUGCCUCAUAUUUAUAAGUCAACUUACCUACAUCAGUGUUCUUUCAUCUGAACAUUUGUUCUUGUAUACAUCCAUCCAUUCAUUCACUCAGGCUCUCCUUCAUUCAUUCAUUCACCUCUCACAGCUGACUCAGAUUGCUUUCAACACACAUACUCUACAUUUAUUCAUGUUGACCACGUCCUCCAUUACACACAUUUUUUCUUAUCACUCCUCUUUUGAAGGAGUGAGUGGUGCUCUCACAGUUUCAUGCAGUUAUUCAGUAAUUAAUAAUCAGUGAUCUUUGCACUCAAUUCCCAUCUACUGUAUACCUAAUCAUACACAGGUCUAGCCCCAGUGUGUGACUCUCAUCUAUUACAUAUACUCCAGUCGCAGAGAUAAUCCUCAAUUAAUCUGCAAAACUGAGACUUGCCGACCCUUUUAACCUUACACCGUCAAAUCAAAAUCAAGAUGUUCCGGUCCUGGAAAUAUUUCGCUUUUGUCAGUUUUUCAGGUAAACCAACUUCUUUUCAUUUAUGCAAAGAUGGUGACAGGAAUUGAUGUAGUCUCACUCACCUUCUUUGUGAAACUUGAGCCCAGUCGGUGGUCGAGUCUCUUUCACACAAAGCCAGAGCGAUGAUGCCAUUUCCUGUCACCAGCGUUGUUUAAAUGAGAGGAAUGCAUAUAGCCGCAAAACUGAUUAAUAUGAUAUUUUUCUUGCAUCGGACAGAAUUAUUUUUGAUUCCGCAUCAUUAUAAGAGUCUAUGAGGGUUUGGGAAGUGUGAGUGGGUUGGCAUGGGGUUAAAAACAGUUAGCAAAUCUCCAUUUUGCCAGUUGAUGGAAGAUUAUCACUGUGAUUUGAGUCUGUGUAAUACAUGAGAGUCACAAGCUGGAGCAAACAGAGGUCCCCAACAUUAUUAUCAGUGAAUCAUCUUCAAAAAAUACUAAAACGGCACACCCACCUUGUUGUUCUGUGUUAUCAAACCUCAAUUUGUUGUGUUGUUUUUGUUUGUUGUAAUGUUAUAAUGAUGUAUAUUGGAGUGCAAGUCAUCAUGGUGCUAUUAUUUAGCUCCUUGCGGAGUACAUUUCUUUGUAAAAGGGAACUGGGGCAGUGAAUUUUUAUAUAUUGUGAUGUUUUUUUUAACAAACCAAACUGUGGUACAUGAUCGCCUCAAGGUCUUUGUAUGCAUAUUUGUUUGGAGAAUGACUGAGUAACAUAUUUUAAUAAAGGUACAUAGUGUACAUUUAAGUUAAUAUGAUGAGAUUUAGUUUUAUUGAAUGCAUUUGCUAAACAAAGCCAACUGAGUUAAGGUUAGAGGAGCAGAUGCUGGUGAUACCUUACUUUUCCUUUAACACCCUUUAGUCUCAACAACUAAGAUCGAUUACCGUGAAACUUGCCGCAGAUAUCCAUGACCCAGAGGAAGAAUCUUACUGGCUUUGGUGAUCCUCUGACUUUUCUUCUAGCGCCACCAGCAGGCUGAUGUUUGUGGUUUAAAUAUCUUGUAUUUGGUAUAGAUUCCCAUGAAGUUUGACACAACAUUCUUGUUUCCCUGAGGAUUAAUUGGAAUAUCUCUGAUGAUCCAUUAUUUUUGGAUUGAGCACCAUCCAGAAGUGAAUAUUUUGAAAUUGUCCAGUAUUUUUGGUUUUUGGUCUAAUAACUGUAAAGCAAAAUAAAUAAAUCCCUAAAAUUGCUAGCAAAUGUUAAUGUUAGCUUAUGCAAAGUCAAGAUAGUGAACAUGGUCUUGUUAGGGCUGUAUUUGAUCUGUUA